Molecule: messenger RNA, 10090 nt
Organism: Condylura cristata (star-nosed mole)
Lineage: Eukaryota; Metazoa; Chordata; Mammalia; Eulipotyphla; Talpidae
Gene: XIRP2
Product: xin actin binding repeat containing 2
Exons: 8
Coding region: 93-9971 (3292 amino acids)
Biological process (GO): actin cytoskeleton organization; actin filament organization
Cellular component (GO): stress fiber; focal adhesion
Molecular function (GO): actin filament binding
Source: RefSeq, a predicted model, not a curated record
UGACUGUUGGCCCUCAGAAACCUGCAAGUGAAUUUGCAGAGGACCGCGAGGGUGCGUCUGACCUCCAGGAGGUGGUGUCCUUGAAGGAGAGGAUGGCGAGGUAUCAGGCAGCUGUUUCCAGGGGUGACUGCCGCAGUUUCUCUGCCAAUAUGAUGGAAUCAGAGACCUGCACAGUGCCUGGCGGUUUGGCUACAGUAAAGAGACAAUUUGAGGACAAAACUGCUGCAUCCCGCAAAGCCCUUUCUCAGUAUCAAUACCAGCACGAGAAAGUGUCAGAGAAGGAGGUAAUUCGUAACAGGCAAGUUGACAUUUCAAGAAGAGGCCUGGAAAUGGAAAAAAAGGAACAAGAGGCUUCCAGAGCACACAAAAUUGAUGUUCUUGGAACAGAAGUGAUACCUCAUCUUGAAAAACACACUGAGGAAAUAAACCAAGCUUCCAAGUUUCAUCAGUAUGUUCAAGAAACAGUCAUUGACACACCUGAAGAUGAAGAGUUACCAAAGGUUUCAACUAAGUUUUUAAAAGAACAAUUUGAAAAAUCUGCCCAGGAAAAAGUCCUUUAUUCUGAUAAAGAGGUGACAACCCCAGCCAAGCAGAUUAAGAUCAAAAGUGACUUUGAAGAGACUUUAAAGCCAUCAUCAUUAGUGGGUACCUCUUCCACAUCUUGUACUUCUUACAGUCAGAGGAAUGAAGCAUCAACCACAAAACAUAGUGACUACAGUGCUACUUCCUCAACUCUAGCACAAGUUAAUACCAUUCCUUCAGGAAAGACAGAAGAAUUUCCUCCUCCCCCACCUGAUAUGCUUGAGACUCCAGUAAAUGUGACAGCAUUUUCCCAGUCCCCUGAAUUCCCUAGCCCUCCUAGAAUGCAACCAGUCCCCAAAGAACUAUAUUCCAAGCAAAGAAAUUUGUAUGAAUUAAACCGUUUAUAUAAACACAUCCAUCCUGAGUUAAGAAAAAACUUAGAAAAAGAUUAUAUCAGUGAGGUUUCUGAGAUUGUUUCUAGUCAAGUGAGCACAGGGAACUCAGUUUUAGCAGAUGUACAACAAGCCCGGUAUGUUUUUGAAAAUACAAAUGACAGUUCACAGAAAGGUCUGAACUCAGAAAGAGAACACUUGGAGUGGGAUGAAAUUCUGAAGGGAGAGGUUCAAUCCAUGCGAUGGAUCUUUGAGAAUCAGACAUUAGAUUCCAUUAAUAAUGACUCUCCAGAUGAAAAUAACAUCUCCAAAGGUAUUGCUGAUCAAGAAGUAAUCACUGGUGGUGAUGUGAAAUAUACCACGUGGAUGUUUGAAACCCAACCCAUAGAUACAUUGGGGAUUCAUUCUCCUGCCACUGAAGAAAAUGCUGAGAAAAUUCCUGAGCUAGCUAGAGGAGAUGUCCAAACAGCCCGGUGGAUGUUUGAAACAAGACCAUUAGACUCCAUGAAUAAAAUACAUGAAAGUCAAGAAGACUCAGCAGUAACUGCCAUAAAGGACAUCUCUGGGGGUGAUGUGAAGACUGUGAGAUAUAUGUUUGAAACUCAACCUCUGGAUCAACUUGGACAGCUUGAAUCAGUGGAUGAAGUUCACCUACUGCAACUCAGGUCUGAGCUCAAAGAAAUUAAGGGAGAUGUUAAAAGAAGUAUAAAAUGUUUUGAAACUCAACCACUAUAUGUUAUCAGAGAUGGUUUUGGCCAAAUGCUGGAAAUUAAAACUGUUCACAGAGAAGAUGUUGUAAAGGGGGAUGUGAGAACAGCACGCUGGAUGUUUGAAACACAGCCCCUGGACACAAUUAACAAGGAAAUCACAGAUAUUAAAGUUGUCCGAGGAAUAUCUGUGGAAGAAAAUAUCAAAGGUGGGGUGAGUAGGGCAAAGUGGUUAUUUGAAACCCAACCUUUGGAGAAUAUCAAAGAAGAGUCAGAAGAGGUCAUCAUUAAAAAGGAAACAGUAAUAGGUACCGAUGUCUCUGGAAAGUGUUGGAUGUUUGAAACACAGCCACUUGACAUUCUGAAAGAUGUGCCUGCUGAAGAUCCUACACAAUCUGAAGAGAUCAUAGGGGGUGAUGUACAAACUACUAAGCAUCUGUUUGAAACACUUCCAAUGGAGGCCUUAAAAGAUAGCCCUGAUGUAGGAAGACUUAAAAAAAUUACUGCCUCUGAAGAAGAAAAGGGGGAUGUCAAGCACCAGAAGUGGGUUUUUGAAACCCAACCUCUAGAAGAAAUUAGAGAAGAUAAAAAAGAGUAUAUACAAACAGUGAAACUUGAAGCCAUCGAUAGGGGAGAUGUAAGGAAUUACACACAUAUCUUUGAGACAAACAAUUUAAUUAAAUUUGAUACAUCACAUAAAAUAGAGGUGGAAGGAGUCACAAGAGGUGCUGUAGAGCUAAAUAAAUCACUCUUUGAAACAACACCCCUUUAUGCCAUUCAAGAUCACCUUGGAAAAUAUCAUGAAGUAAAGACAGUCCAGCAAGAAGAAAUCAUAAGAGGUGAUGUAAAAAGCUAUAGGUGGCUUUUUGAAACAAGGCCUAUUGACCAGUUUGAUGAAAGCAUUCAUAAAUUUCAGAUAAUUAGGGGAAUAUCUUCUCAAGAAAUACAGGCUGGGAAUGUGAAAUCUGCUAAAUGGCUAUUUGAAACCCAACCCCUUGAUUCAAUUAAAUAUUUUAAUAAGAUGGAAGAAAUAGAAAGUAAAACUGAAUUAGCUACAGAUGUUGUUAAAGGGGAUGUCAAAACCUGUAGAUGGCUUUUUGAAACCCAGCCAUUGGAAUCUCUUUAUGAAAAAGUGUCACUAAUGACUGGCAAUGAAGACAUUCACAAGGGAGAUGUCAAAGCUUGUACCUGGCUCUUUGAAACUCAGCCACUUGAUACCAUAAAAGAUGACUCUGAAGCAGCAAUCAAACUACAGACUGUAAAACAGGAGGAGAUCCACGGUGGGGAUGUGCACACAGCAUGUCUUCUUUUUGAGACAGAGAAUUUGGAUAGCAUACAAGGAACAGAAGGAAAGGUAGUGAAGGCUGUAGAAAUGGAGAUCCAACCUGGGGAUGUCUCCAGCAUGCGGUAUAAAUUUGAAAAUCAGCCCUUUGAUUCUAUAGGUUCCAACUCAGAAGAAGUUUUGACUAAGAUGAAAACUCUAAAGACUGAAGAUAUUCAGAAAGGUAGUGUCUUGAAAUGUAGAUGGCUUUUUGAAAACCAACCAAUUGAUAGGAUAAAAGAAAUCCAAGAAGGUCAUGAAUUUGUGAAAACAGUUACAGAUAUACAAGGUGGGGAUGUGAGAAAGAGCUGCUUUAUUUUUGAGACUUUUUCUUUAGAUGAGAUUAAAGAACAAUCUGAGUACAAGAGUGCCAACAAUACAAUUACUGAAGAAGUUAUAAAAGGUGAUGUAAAAAGCUAUAGAAUGCUCUUUGAAACCCAGCCACUCUAUGCAAUUCAAGACAGAGAAGGGCAUUACCAUGAAGUGACAACAGUUAGAAAGGAAGAGGUAAUUCAUGGAGAUGUGCGUGGGACAAGGUGGCUUUUUGAAACAAAACCACUAGACUCCAUUAAUGAAUCAGAGACCGUGUAUGUUAUUAAAUCUGUCACACAAGAAGACAUUCAGAAGGGGGAUGUUAGUUCUGUCAGAUACAGAUUUGAAACCCAGCCACUGGACCAAAUUUCCAAAGAGUUACAUAAUGUUGUGCCCACUGUAGAGUAUAUUCAAAGUGGGGAUGUAAAAACAAGUAAACAAUUUUUUGAGUCUGGAAAUCUUGAUAAGAAUACAUAUAUGAGGACAGUAAAUGUCAAUGAAAUACAAAAAGGCAAUGUUAAAACUUCUACUUGGCUAUUUGAAACCCACACUCUAGAUGAGCUGAGAGGAGAAGGGUCAGAAUAUGAAAAUAUCAGAAUAGUCACCCAGGAAGAUAUACAGAAAGGUGAUGUUAAACAGGCAGUCUGGCUUUUUGAAAAUCAAACUUUGGAUUCUAUUAAGGAAUCAGAUGAAACUGUUACAAAAGUUAUAAGGGAAGAAAUCCCUCCUUCUGAUGUCAAGACCACAACAUGGCUUUUUGAAACAACACCCCUUCAUGAAUUUAAUGAAAAUAGAGUAGAAAAGGUAGAAAUUAUUGGGAAAAGCAUUAAAGAGACCUUAAAAGAACUCUACUCUCAAAGAGUUAUUGAAUCUCCUGGAAUUAUCAUUGAAGCUGAUGAGGUUGGAGAUGUCCGAAUGGCAAAAUACAAGCUAAUGAAUCAAGCAUCUCCUGAGAUACAGAAAGAAGACAUUAUCAGGGUUGAUCUCAGAAAUAUAAUAGUGAACCUACUUUCCAAAGAAGACAGUAUAAAAAGAGAGAUUUUAGUUAGUGAAGAAGAAAGGGGAAAUGUUCAUUUGACCAAAACUCAAUUAUUGAAUAGAUCAACAGAAUUUCAUGCUGAAAAAGAAGAAAUAGUGAGUGGUAAUGUGCAACAGGCAAUCAGAAACCUUUCCUCUGAGGAAAGAUCUGUAAAGAAAGGUAUUUUAAUUCAAGAAGAUGAAAAAGGAGAUGUUAAAAUGACUCUCUAUUGUCUUCUUCAUGAAAGCCCUGGAGACACAAUUGAGCGUGAAAAAGUAACAGGGGGUGAUGUAAAACAUACUAUUCAGAAUUUGCUAUCAUCCAUAUCAACAGAUAAAAUAUCUGAAAGGACUAAAAUUGAUGUCUCUGAAAGGGGAAAUGUUCAGUUUUUUACAACAUGCAUAGAAACUGGAGCUUUGGAUUAUCUCAGACAACUCCAGACAGGGUCAAGUGAAACACUAACAGCUAGCAAACAAGAAAGAGAGGAAGCUAUAAUUGGUGAUGAUGUUGAGGGUACAAAACUGUUACUAAAGAAAAGGCAGUCUCAGGUUAAACAUACUGUUAAUGAAACUGACAUCAUCCCAGGAGAUGUGCAUAACACAGUUAAGGUUUUUAUGGCACAGCCUCAGAGUAUAUCUUAUAAAACACCCAAGGAAGAAAUUAUAAAAGCUGAAUUCAAAUCAAAAUCAACCUUGAAUUCUUUCAACCAGGACAUAAAUCAGAAAAUGGUGGCUAAAACUGAAGAAACCAGAAGAGGUGACAUGCUGGCCACAGUCAAGUCACUUAAGGAUUCAGGACAUCAAGGGAAAGAUUCUAAGCUUAGUGCCAUCCCUGGUGAUAUUGAGCAAGCCAUUGAAUGUCUUGAAAGGACUGCCAACACAAGGACAGAAAUUCUGAAAAAGGAGCUUAUCCUAGAUGACCUUGAAACAUCAUUAAGGAACCUGAAAGAAGCACAGAGAACUUUCAAAGAGGUGGAUAAAAAAGGGGUAAUCAGAGAAGAUGGGCUCACUGUGGUGGCAGGGUCCUCAGAAGAGCCAAAUGUUCUUCAGCCACGGCCAGGACAAGUUGAGCCAGCAGCCAAGUGGCAAGAGGAAAUAAGCACUCUCACUCAAACUACAGACAGUUCUUGCCAUGGGAAUUGGACAAAAGAAAGAACCGAGGUUAAUCUUCCAAAAGCCCCCAAAGGUACUGUUAAAUUUGUCAUAGAUCAUGAACAAAACAAUGAUGAUCUUGAAAAAAGUCUUAGAAAACUAUCCAAUCCACAACAUAAAGCCAUUAAAAAUGUAUUGGAAUCAGGGGACAGAAUGGGUAUCUGGACUGAUACCACAAGAGAGAAGCUUAGAAAUGACUAUAUGAGGAAACAGAUGAUUUCAACUCUGUCAGCCCAUGAAAGUCUAACAACUAAUGAGUCAAAGAAAGUUAAGGAACAGGAAAAGGAUAAUGUCUAUAAUGCCACCCAAUCUAGUAACAAAAACGUUGAAAAGCAACAGAUACAAGCCUGCCAACUGAAGAAUGAUUCUCAGGAGACUGAGGCAUUCCCUGCAACAUGUUCCAAGAAUUCCAAAGACAUUAAAAGAUCAAAAGAUACACAAAACCCCAUGUCUGGCCCUGCCCAGGGUCCAGUCAAUAAGACAAUUGGAAAAAUGUGUGAAGUUACAGGGGGCAGUCAGAAGCAAACUUUGUUAAAACAAGAAAUGAAAUAUUCUAAUAAAGAUAUAAAGAAUGUGCACUUUCAGCCAAUGUGGCAGAGUUUGCCUAUAGAUCAAGACACCUCAAAUGUAACAGAAGUGAAAUUCUUGCAAGAAGACCACAAUAAAUUUAAGAUAGCUGACAAGAAACAGAAUGUUCAUCUGAAGAGCCAAGGCUUUCUAAUGAAGACAAAUACUUCCACAGACUUAAAAAUGGCAAUGGAAAUGUCUUUUAAUCCAGUCAACUUUAAUCCUAAAAAUAAUGUUAAAGAAAAUGAGUGCCCUCUUCCACCUCCAUCUCCUCCUCCUCCUCCACCCUCCAACUCAUCAUCAGAAAUUGAAUUUCCUCUUCCUCCGCCACCUCCUUUAAUGAUGUUGCCUGAAAAAAAUGUCUUUCCCCCAUCACUGUCCUCAGCCAAGAUAAAGGCAGAAUGUGAAAGUUUCCCAGUCCUCCCACUUCCCCCGCCACCAGAAGAAGUGAGAUCUGACAGAGAAUGUGUGUCAGAGAUUCAACCAUAUCCAACUCCAACUCUAGCUCUAAAACCCACACGUCUUCCUUCCUCCUCCAUUCAAGGGAAACAUAGUGAAACAUUAACACAGUAUUCCCCAGAAGAAUCCUCAAACUCUCAGCAAAUUCAUUCUCAGGCUAAAAUCAUAACAGGAAAAUCAGGGGUACGUGUGCCACCUCCCACACUCCCCAAACCCAAAUUUUUUAAGAGGAUAGGAGAUAAAAAGAGUCAAGACUCCUCAAAAGUUGAAAUGGAAAAUUCCCUUCCAAGAAUGGAAUGUACAAUUACUCCCUCAGAGGAUCUGACAAAAAUGAUAAUGGCACCUCACAGUGAACACACAGCAACAAAGCAAAACAUUGCUAGAAAAAGUCUUGAUGAAAUAAAACAAUUAUCUAUGGACUCUACAAGGUCUCUUUCACAAACCAUUCCAGAAAUUUCAGCAACCAAAAGGAAACAGGUCGCACCUCUCAUAAAAUCACAUUCUUUUCCAGCCAGUACAGGAGAACACAGUCCAAAACCUUAUAUGAGAAAAUUUAAGACCCCUUUAAUGAUUGCUGAGGAAAAAUACAGAAAGCACAAAGAAGAGCUUGAAAGACAGAAACAUGAGAAUUCUUGCUAUAAUACAGUCCAAACAGAAAGGCAACAUCAAAACAUAUCAGAGAUACAAAAGGAAGUACUUUUACAUAAAACAGAUGAGGACAUCCACUUACCUGGAAUGGAUUCUGAGGUCACCAUACCCCAAUCCAAUGCAGACUUUCAAAGGAAUUCUCAGGUACCAGGACUGUGUGCUGAUAACCAGCUCUCCACAGCACCAGCAGUGUCAAUUACUGCCAAGAAAGCCCAGCCUAUUCCUGUAGCCUCUGAAGACAAAGGUACUAUGAAAAAGGAAGUUUUACAGAGCUCAAGGGACACUAUACAAUCUACAGCAGCCUGUGAAAUUAAACAGAGUCACCUAGGAUGUAGUACACAGCAGACAUGCGUGGAGCAGCAGCACUCCCUGCAGAGCAAACCAGGGGCCCCAAGUUUCAAAGUUAAGACGAUCAGACUUCCAACUAUAGAUCAUAAAUUAAAUGAAACAGACCAUAGCUAUGAAAGCCAAAAAAAGCAGUCUAAAGUUACCAUGCAAACCAUCACCCAGCAACACCAAGAAGCAGAGAAAAUUGAGACACACACUGGAGAUCAUAAUAAGCAACCCAUGGCUGACAAAUAUUAUCCGUUGCCUAACAAAGACAAAAGAGUGACAGUAGAAAUUCCCACAGAACCUGCAGGAAAAAGUCAGGAAAGCAAAUUCAAUAUAGUUAAUGAGAAGCAAAGAGAAUUUAGAGAAUCUGAAAGCGGGAACUUUCUAGGAGGUGGACAAGCAACUCAGGGACCACCGAUGACUGGUCCAAAUGAAGAGAGACUAGUGGUUGAAAAGAAAAAAGAACAGUUGAACACAUCCACACAGAAAGUAGUCAGGCAAAAGGUCAGUGAUAUACAUCUUGAUUUACAGACUCAGAAUUUUCAACAAACACAAAUACAGAAUUCUGAAAGUCAAGUUGAACAUAAAAAAUUGCCCCAACCAUAUCUGCAGGAAGAAAAAUGUCUUAGAGACAAGGGUGUACAACAGAAACAAGUCUCUUCUAAUAUGAAAGAUUCAAAACAAGAGAUUAUACAGAACACAUUUUUAUUUUCCUCUGAGAAAGAAUCCCAGCAGGAUGAUGGAAAGUGUGCUGUAAACAUAUUGGAAUUUUUGAGAAAACGUGAAGAACUACAACAGAUUUUGUCUAGGGUGAAAGAGUUUGAAGCAGAUCCAAAUAAAAAUGACCUUAGGGCAUUUCAGACACUGUUAAAUAUUAUUCCAGGGUGGCUACUAAGUGAAGAAAAGAGAGAAUAUGAAGAGUGCAUUGCAAUGGAAAAUAAUGUAGAAAAAAUUAAAGAGGAAAUAAGGCAAAUUAAAGUUCAUGCAGAAGAAAUGCUCAUAUCCUGUGAAAAUAUAAUUCAAACAGCCAUGACAUCCUUCAAAACAGGCAAUCAGAGAAAUAAACCCAGUAGUCCUAAUGAAACAUUAUCGAAAGUGUCCAGUGUUAAUAUCAGCUAUAAUAAAAGCACUGAACAGAAAGAAAAUAAACCUGUAGAAAAAACAGAGCAUCAUCAAGUAGCAGCCAGUCAUGAAACAACUGCUCAUAAUCUUGUGAAAACCCAACAGGAAACUAAAGGAGAAACUCUCAGGGUGUCCCCUCCCUCUUUGAAAACACGCCCCCCAUCACCAACUUUUAUAACAAUCGAGUCGACUGCCCGUCGAACAGAAACCCCAACUAAGGAUGGGAUUUCUCAGUCCCCUAAAAAGGACAGUUUUGCUGAACUAUCACCAAAAACGUCCACGUCUCAACCGUCUCGAAUCCACAGAGCAAAUACCGCCCCUUCUCCACCUACCAGACGCUCUGAACAGCUUGUCAGACUCAGAGACACCACUGCAAAAUUGUCCAGAGUGACCGUGCCACGUUCAUCAGCCAGCCCAGUUCCGAUCGUGGAAAAGAGGUCUGAGAUCAUCACGUCUCCUGCAACACUUCGUCGUCAAAUUAAGAUAGAAAGUCAAGGAAGGGACUCUCCACCUACAAUCACAAUACCCAUAAGUGUAAACCAAGUUGGCAGUUCCUUCAGAGAAUCCAUGAAAGCUCAGGAGGAAGUGAGGAAAGUAGAGAAAAGGGCUACGACAUAUGUUCAUAAAGAUGGAGUGAGUGCCUCUCAGUGUGCGGUGCCGGAUACUGAAAGUUAUGAUGCGGUAGAAAUCAUCCGCAAAGUGGAAGGGCCUCACCUGUCAGAGCACACGGAGAGGUUUGAAGAAGCAAACAGAACUGUUGAAAAUCUCAUGAAUGACCAUGAAAAUGAAAUAAACAGAUGGUUCAGGGAAUUGGAGAAUAGUCCACUUUUUGAAGCCAAGUCAAACAAAAGAGUUUAUGCAAACGGAGAAGCCAACCAUAAUAUAAAACAAGAAAGUCAUACAUUUUGUAAGGAGGAAUUUGGAUCAACAUCUUUAGAAAACACUAGUUUCACGGACUUUUCUCACAGUCAUCCUAUAGAAAUGAAAGAAAGAAUUACUAUUAAGCAGCCUGGAGUGCACGCUGAAGCAAGAACUCUAAGUGAACAUUUCUCAGGUGUGGAUGCUUUUGAGAGUCAAAUGUCAUCUCGUAGCUCAGAAGGCAACAAAGCUGGCUUUGACUUUAAGCAUGCCCCACCAACCUAUGAAGAUGUCAUCGCUGGCCACAUUUUAGAUAUUUCUGAUUCACCAGAUGGACUCAGGAGACAUUUUCAAGAGACAUGGCAGGAGAGUGGAAGAGUUAUUAAAAACCAGGGAUAUGGAACCUCAGAUGCUUCAGCAACCAAGAUGAGAACCACCUUCCAGGAGCAAUCUUCCUUUAUAAGUGAAACUGCUACUCCAAGACAAGGAAAUAUGUAUACUUUGUCAACGCACAGUUUAUCCAAUGGAAUGCCUAGUAGCAGACAAGCAGAGCUUUCAUAAAUCUUGUUUCCGAUGUCACCAUUGCAACAGUAAACUGAGUUUGGGAAGUUAUGCAUCACUUCAUGGACAAAUGUAUUGUAAACCUCACUUUAAACAACUUUUCAAAUCUAAGGGAAAUU